AUGGAUAAGGAGAUUACACGAUAUACAUUAAAAAGUUACCUUGAAGAUCAUAUCAACACUACUCCGUAUGAACAAAAAGCUGCUACAAUAGGAAAAGUAAAAAAACUAAUUUCUAAAGAUUUCAAAAAGUUUGUAUUCGAUAUUGUCAAUGAAAUACAUCGGCGCACAAAUUUAGACUAUAAAAAACCUGGUAAUCAUAGAAUGCGUAAAAGAUUACUGCAAAUGAAAGAAGAAACAUUUAAAAAUCUUGUAUUUGAUACAUUAGAAGUUUUCAAUGAGCGCUAUAAAAACAAUAUAAAUAGUUUAGAUGAUGAUAUAGAAAACAUUAGUAAGCUUGUUUCUGCAUUGAAGACUGAAGAAAAUAUUAAUGAAAAAAUUUUUAACGAAACUAAUAUAACUUUAAAAUAUAAAUAUUUUUUAGAAUAUAUUAACCAGAAAUACAACACUAAAAAGGAUAAGAUAUUUGAAUAUAUGUCAGAUUUUACAAAUAAAACUAUGGAAGAAGAGAUAGAUGAUUCUUGUGAUAUAAUGUUUAAUUAUAAAAUUUUUAUAGAAAAGCUUAAUCGAUCGAAAUAUGCACAACUAGAAAAGUACAAAGUUUACUCAAAUAAUAUUAGUCGAUUAGAAAAUAUGGAAUUAGAUAAAUUUAACAGGAAAGAACUGAUUGGCGGAGAAUUUCUAAAUAUUCUAAAGCUAAUAAUUGAUAACCAGUAUUGUUAUGAAGAAUCAAUAAUCAAUAGAAAUGUUAAUCAUUUAAUAAACACAAUACAAAAAAUAGAUUAUUUGGAUAAAAGUAGUUUUAAAAGAUUAAUAAGCACGGAAAUUAAAAAAGAAGAUUCGAUAGACAUUAAAGAGACGGUUAUUAACAUAUUAGAAAAUUGUAAAGAAAUGUCAUUUGUAAACACAGAAUAUAUAGCAAAGCUUUUAAGUGUUAAAUCAAAAAAACUAUUAACAUAUGAAGAUAUAUUAAAUAUUGUCAAUCUUAUAAGAAAUAUUUUAGAAGAUAUUAAAAAUGACAAGAAAUGUAGUAAAAGUAGUUAA
Messenger RNA from Vairimorpha ceranae, 1041 nucleotides. RefSeq lists its product as hypothetical. The transcript has a single exon. NCBI's taxonomy places the organism in Eukaryota, Fungi, Microsporidia, Nosematidae. The coding region runs from base 1 to 1041 and encodes 346 amino acids. The record is from RefSeq and is a predicted model, not a curated record.